This is a messenger RNA of Condylostylus longicornis, 744 nucleotides long. RefSeq names its product protein LZIC-like. Lineage: Eukaryota; Metazoa; Arthropoda; Insecta; Diptera; Dolichopodidae. The transcript has 3 exons. The coding region runs from base 56 to 556 and encodes 166 amino acids. The record is from RefSeq and is a predicted model, not a curated record.
AAAAUAAUUUAUGUAUGCAUGUACAAAUUAAACAAACUUAUAGCACAGAGAAAAAAUGUCGGCUAAUGAAAAAUUGAUACUUAAUUUAGAAAAGCAGUUAGAACGACUUGUUGAACAACUUAAAGAUUUGGAAGACUGCCGAAGUGAGCUUUCUGAAGAUGAAUACAGUCUGUUGAAAAAUGAAACAGCAGAACAAAUUAAGGAAUUUGAGGCUACUUUAGAUCGUCUACAAAAAGGGAACGUUACCUUAAAUAGUAAAUUCUCUGUGAUGAAAAUUGCUAUUCGCAAAGCAAUAUCAUCAGCUUUUAACACAAAAGACAUGAUUCAAAUGUUUGGCGACCAAAGUUUAAAUGAUCUUGAAAGGCAGUUAGUACAGAUCGAAGAAGAUUAUCAUUUAAAAAAAAUCGAUCAAUCAGCUUUCGAAAAACAUAAGAUUGAUAUAUUGAAACAGCUUCAAACUGAAGGGGCAAUAAUAUCUGAAAUCAAUUUAAAAUUUUUAAAAGAUCGACAAGACCAACAACUUUACCAAAGGUUGGAACAAAUUAAUGAAAAUUAAGAUUUGUGCAAAGGGACAACACCAUUCAGGCGGGCUGUAUUUUGAACGCACAUAAUUUAAAUCAAAGUAUUUUUUUUAAAUCUAAAUUUUGCAAAUUUUCUUCACAUACUAUUGACUAAACAUUUUGUAUUUUUUUAAUUUCAAAUAAAAUUUUACUACGAUAUUUUUUUAAUGUGAAACAUUUUAAA